AUGGCCGACUUUGCCCCGCGCUCGAUGAAGCGCAAGAACGUCAAGGGUCUUGCGCUCACGCCCGCCGCACCCAAAGCGCCGCCCACCGCCAGCACCAACGCGCAAGCGGGCCUUGGCUGGGGAACCGGAGGAUCCAAGCACGAAGACGGUAGCGAAGCCCAGCUGGAGAUUGGCAUCGAGUUUAACUUGAGCCUCAAGCAAGAGGACCUAGAGAUCAUCAAGGAGCUAGGAUCCGGCAAUGGAGGCACCGUCAGCAAAAUCAAGCAUCUCCCAACGGGGACGACCAUGGCCCGAAAGGUCAUCCAUGUUGAAGCAAAGAAGGAGAUGCGGAGAAGAAUCGUGCGUGAACUUCAGAUCAUGCACGGAUGUCACUCUGACUACAUUGUGACAUUUUACGGCGCAUUCCUCAACCCGCACAACGAUGUGAUCAUGUGUAUGGAGUAUAUGGACGUCGGUUCUCUUGACCGCAUCUCCCGAGUCUUUGGUCCCAUUCGAGUCGAUGUGCUGGGCAAGAUUGCCGAGGCCACGCUGGGCGGAUUGACAUAUCUCUACGAGAAGCACCACAUUAUGCAUCGUGACAUCAAGCCCUCCAAUAUUCUGGUCAACUCGCGCGGACACAUUAAGCUUUGCGAUUUUGGCGUGUCUGGAGAACUCAUCAACUCGGUCGCGGAUACGUUCGUGGGCACCUCCACCUACAUGGCCCCUGAGCGUAUCCAGGGAGAAAAGUAUACUGUAAAGUCCGACGUGUGGAGUUUCGGCCUGAGCGUCAUGGAGUUGGCUAUUGGCAAAUUCCCCUUUGCUGCAAGCGAACAACUGUCGGACGGUGACGGUGCGCCGGCAGGUAUUCUGGACCUUCUGCAGCAGAUUGUGCAUGAGCCUGCGCCCACGUUGCCCAAGAGCGACGCUUUCCCUUCGAUUCUGGAAGAUAUGAUUCAGCGGUGUCUUUACAAGAAUCCAGAUGAACGACCGACACCCCAGGAGCUUUUCGACCGGGAUCCCUUUGUUCAGGCUGCCAAGCGCACACCUGUCGACCUAAGAGCCUGGGCUGUCGGCCUCAUGGAGAGGGAUAACCGCAAGUCGCAUCUAGCACCGCAACUCUCCCCAGCUACGCAGGAAUUGUUGAGGUCUGGUGAAACGCCCACACAUGACAGCGAAGCAAAUCCAGCUUACACCCCAACUUCGGGCGAGAUCCCCAUUGCGGGUAUGAGCGGCAUGACCAUUUCUUCGCCUCGGGAUCAAGCACAUAACCGCUCUCCCACGAGGAGCAAUGGAGGAUAUAGCCGCCAAGCAUCGUCGCAUGCACACCCUGGCUUGGGACAGAGAUCAGCAACCUCUGGAACGAUUCCCAAAAGCGUCACUCCCGAUUUAUCACACCCAGCAAGUGCGAGCGCAAAUCAGUCUACGUUCGCGCUGCCGGGCCGGCCCGCACCCCCUGGUGGGCCUCUACCUCCGCCUCCGCCAAGAAAAGAAACCCCCGACGAAAUGCGAAGGGAGAGCAGGCGGCAGGCCACAUUCGGGCCCAAUGGAUACUACCAAUGA
Messenger RNA from Pestalotiopsis fici W106-1, 1539 nucleotides. RefSeq lists its product as uncharacterized. The record is from RefSeq and is a predicted model, not a curated record. The transcript has 4 exons. Gene Ontology annotation, biological process: protein phosphorylation. Bases 1 to 1539 code for a protein of 512 amino acids. Gene Ontology annotation, molecular function: protein kinase activity; ATP binding. Lineage: Eukaryota; Fungi; Ascomycota; Sordariomycetes; Amphisphaeriales; Sporocadaceae.